AUGGCAGCUGAAAACGAUAAAUUCGAUCAAGCAUCAGUGACGGGGGAUGCACUGGUGGUGAUGACUAAUCAAGAGAAAAAGCGACUAAAAAUGUUAGAAUUAGAAAAGAAUCCUGGAUUAACCAAUCAGCAGCGAAAACAACUGGAAAUGAGACAACUAGUCGAUGACCCACCAGAGAAAAGAAUCACUAAUCAAGAACGGAAACGGUUAGAAAUUGAGGCUGGUAUUAGCCAGCAAAAAGGACGUGGUCGAGACGGAUCGAAUCAGAUACGUUAUCCGAGUACAUGGACUCAUCAAGGUAUUUCACAGAUUCAAGAACAAGUUGAUGAUACGAGUGAUGAUCAAGAACUCGGAAAAGGAAUUACGAAUCAAGAACGAAAACGUUUGGAAGAUGAGGCAGCUGGCACGCAAAUUCGUUACACAUCAGCCACUGGCUUUUCAAAUGAGAGAAAAAGCUAUCGAAGUCAAUGUAAAGCGCCUGCCAGUUAUAAAGACGAUGGAUGUGCCAAAGAACCAAGAACACGUGUGGUUCGCCGUAUCCGACCUCCGAAAGAUUCGCCGCUUGAUUUGUUUGGUAAUCCAGUGGGUUCUCAGUAUGAUUUGGCUCAGGACGGUUCAAUGUACCCGUUUCGAGUACUAAUUGGGAAAUUUUAUGCCGGGGAGGGUUUUACUUUAAAAUCGUUCAUCCAGCAUGUUGGUCAAACAUUAGAUCAAAAAGGUUUCGACUGGUAUAUUACCGAGAAGGAAGAUGACUUUUUAGAAAAACUGAAUAGUGGCGAUUACAUUGUAGCUUGGAUAAUUAGCUAUCGUUCACCGCCCGCAUUAAUUGAACAUUUUUCAACCGCGAUUUUAAACUAUCACAACUCCGGUAACGGUCUAUUCCUGUUUGGCGAGAAUGAUAUUGCAUCCAUGGAUAAGACGAAUAUCGCAUUGCAAGCGAUAUUCGGUUCCGAAUACCUUUUAGAAGGAAAUACGCCCGGUAAUGGCACAUUGAAGCCAAGCCCUGACGCAUUUGUCUCUGGUCAUUUUCUACAAGAUCAUUUAAUCAUGGCUGGCAUCGAAUCAUUGUAUGAAGGAAUAACAAUAUGUUAUCCAAAGACACAACAUUCUGAACUACAAGUGCUAGCAACUUCAACAAAUGGUCAUUCCUGCAUCCUUUGUCGCGGUAUCGGGGACAGAAAAGGAAGAGUGGUGGUUGAUGUUGGAUUUACAAAGCUAUUUGGACAGUACUGGAAUACAGCUGGAACGGGACGAUAUGUAAUCAAUGUUUCAUGCUGGUUAACAGGCGUGAAUUUUAUUGACUGA
Molecule: messenger RNA, 1305 nt
Organism: Didymodactylos carnosus
Lineage: Eukaryota; Metazoa; Rotifera; Eurotatoria; Philodinida; Philodinidae
Source: the annotation of a GenBank genome assembly